Messenger RNA from Papilio xuthus (Asian swallowtail), 1641 nucleotides. Its product is annotated as venom protease-like. The transcript is spliced from 10 exons. Gene Ontology annotation, biological process: proteolysis. Bases 125 to 1408 code for a protein of 427 amino acids. NCBI's taxonomy places the organism in Eukaryota, Metazoa, Arthropoda, Insecta, Lepidoptera, Papilionidae. The record is from RefSeq and is a predicted model, not a curated record. Gene Ontology annotation, molecular function: serine-type endopeptidase activity.
UAUUUGAUAGGAUUUUAACGCAGACCGUCCGCGUCUAUGUUUCUUGAACGACGUAUUUACGCGGACAUGAGGUCAAUAAAAAAACUUUUAAUAUAAACAAAGAUAAAUUCAUAGUUUUUUUAAUAUGGAAAAAGUGUGGUGCGUGAUUUUCUUGUGUUUAAUAUAUUCAGCAUUUAUAUCCACACAGGAAGAAGGUGAAGAAUGUGAAUUAGAAGAAGCCGAAGGUGUUUUUGGAGAGUGUAAACCUCUAUACAUGUGCAGUUACGCCAGUCGACUGGUUAAUAAAGAGAUUAAACAGCCAACGGUGUGCUUCAUCAGCUCAACCGGUAUAACAUACGUAUGUUGUCCAAAAACUUUAUACAAAACAGGGAUACUUGGACGAACAUUCUUCGAUUCUAUAAAUGGACGACUGAUGUAUGACGACAUUGACUGUCGCUACACUGGGCAAUUCCCGUUGAUUUGCUGCAAAAGGAAACCUAUUACGGCGUCUCCACGUCUUGACAAUCGUCUCGGAGAGGAUUGCAAUCGCCAACAUAAUACAAAGACAACUGAAGCCUGUAAAGCAUGCUACACAUAUCAGAAGCCUCGCAGUUCAAAUAUAGUCUGUCCUGAAGAGGCGGGCAAUAGAAUUGCUGGUGGUGAGCCAGCGGAGAUUGAACAGUUUCCGCACAUGGUAGUGUUAGGAACUCGCGUGGAACAAAAGGCCGAUUCGACAUCAGCUGAUAUUGUAUGGAUUGGUGCAGGCACUUUGAUAACAGAGACGUUUGUGUUAACAGCAGCUCAUGUACUUCAUUCGCAAGAUAACGGCAAGAUCCAAUAUGCUUUGUUGGGUACGUCAAAUAAAAAAAACGUUAGAGAUGGCAUUUUGAGGUUUAUAAUUCAAUGGAUACGACACAAAAUGUAUACCGUGGGUUCUCACUACCAUGAUAUCGCGUUAGUCGAGUUGGAUUACAGGGUACCAUUAUCAAAAUUCAUACGACCGGCAUGCCUGCCAGUGGAGGGGAUAGUACCAGACAAAAUCCCCACCCUGAUGACAGUAGCCGGCUGGGGAAGGACCGGUCAGUACGCAGAUGCUUCCCAAAAGCUGAUGCAAGGUGAUAUGCAAAUUCAAAGCACUCACAUAUGUCGCAAGGGUCUACAAUCGAAGUAUAGUAUAUGGGAUCCAAAUAUUAUGUUCUGUGCCAAAGCUGAAACAGCGGACACUUGUUAUGGAGACAGUGGUGGUCCAUUAAUGUCACCUCUUAAAGAAAAUUCCAUGCUCUGCGGAUACUAUGUGGUGGGGAUAGUGUCAUAUGGCACAGUUUGUGGUGUUAACUCCACUGGGGCGUACACAAAAGUGACAAACCAAGGCUACUUAGAAUGGAUAUCAAACAUUGUUUGGCCCACUAGGGUGCGACAAAAUAAAUAGUUGUUAGGUGGCCAAAAACUAGUCCAGGUACCCUUUCUACCUUAUUCUUAUAAGGGAAAGAUAGAAUGGGAAAGUGGAAUUAACAAGGUAGGGAAAAAUUACUCUUUCUCUAUGACCUCUGUCCAUUAAAACUAGGCAAUUUUUCAAUAAAUUUUUAAAAUAAAAAAGUUUUCAUAUUAAUAUCAAAGUGUACAUACAUGCAUGUUAAAAACUUGCUUAAUAACAAAUAAAUA